This is a messenger RNA of Anguilla rostrata (American eel), 6289 nucleotides long. RefSeq names its product PTPRF interacting protein alpha 1 (gene ppfia1). Bases 1108 to 4854 code for a protein of 1248 amino acids. Gene Ontology annotation, cellular component: presynaptic active zone. NCBI's taxonomy places the organism in Eukaryota, Metazoa, Chordata, Actinopteri, Anguilliformes, Anguillidae. The record is from RefSeq and is a predicted model, not a curated record. Gene Ontology annotation, molecular function: protein binding. Gene Ontology annotation, biological process: synapse organization. The transcript has 33 exons.
CGCUGUGCACGGCAACCUCACGCACUGAUUUAUCGGGAGAGAAGGAAACAGUAGACAACGGAGAGGAGGACACGAAGCUCACAGAAAGGAAUCGAAACUGUCCUGGCGGAACUGGGUUAUCUAAAUCCGGAUUUUCAAACGUAAUACUUAGAGGAACUGGAUUCAUAGUUGCCCAGCUCGUAAAAUUAAUUGGAAUUAAUUAUUUCUGCCGGGUAUAAACGCGUUUAAAGCAAGGAGUUUAAAGUUCCCCGGUCUCCUGAAGUCCACUACCCUUCUGUAACCGCUAGGCUGGUGGUGACGCGGCUCAACCGAGAAAUCCAUAACAUACAACGGAGAACCAAGCAAGAGGAAAUACUGUUCGGGGAUCAAGUUUUUUCUACCAUUGUCAUUGAAAAUGUGUCUUUGACCGCGAACGGUGGAUUACUGGCCCAUUUCGGUGGUAGUCUAACAAGAAUAUUUAACUUUUUGACGCUUGGUAGCUAGUAGUAGUAGCAGGCUAAACAUCCCCAUAGCUAACGUUAACGAAUUAGCUAGCGGCUGGCUAUCGUUACAUCAGUUAGCUAGGUAGCAAUCUACACUUUGCCUUUUUAUCUGUGGAAUAUUUUAUCACAUACAUAGCUAGUAAGUUUGCAAACAACCUCUUUAAUUUUGGCAGUAUGCGUGGUUGUGUUUCUUGCGGAAAACGAGCUAACUGGUGUUUUCAUAAAACGUUGUAACGUUAGCUAGCUUAAUGUUUUUAUCCUUAGGAAUAUCUGGAGAACUAGCUAGCUAGCUGGACAGCUAGCGAAUGUUAGUUAGCAUUAGCCAGAACUCUCGGGAUAUCCUCCGCUGUGCGUUGAUGGUGCGGCCUUUGGAUUUUUUCUUCAUUCUGGACCAUUUUUUGUGUUGUAUUUGAUCUAUUUUUGUGGAUUAUAUAUUUUUGGAUGGCCUGGAGAACACAUGACUGCACUUUAAACAUUUUGUACCGUCGCAUUUCGCUUGCUUGCUUGCAGGCUCUAACCACAAACCUAGUUAACUAGCUAGCUAGCUAAAUAGUUUGCUGGCUAACGACACAGAAGGAAAAGGACUUCACAUAGGCAAAUAACAUAUUUCCUCUCACCCUACAAGAUGAUGUGCGAGGUGAUGCCCACGAUUAGCGAGGCGGAGAUCCCGCCGGGCGGCGCCGGAGGGCGGGGCUCGACGUCGCCGCUGCAGUCGGACUCGGACGGGCACUUUGAGUCGCUGAUGGUGUCCAUGCUGGAGGAGCGGGACCGGCUGCUGGACACGCUGCGGGAGACCCAGGAGAACCUGGGCCUGACCCAGGGCAAGCUGCACGAGGUCAGCCACGAGAGGGAUGCCCUCCAGAGGCAGCUCAACACCGCGCUGCCCCAGGAGUUCGCGGCGCUCACCAAGGAGGUGAACAUGUGCAGGGAGCAGCUGCUGGAGCGGGAGGAGGAGAUCUCCGAGCUGAAGGCCGAGCGGAACAACACGCGGCUGCUCCUGGAGCACCUGGAGUGCCUGGUCUCUCGACACGAGCGCUCGCUGCGCAUGACGGUGGUGAAGCGGCAGGCCCAGUCCCCCGCCGGCGUGUCCAGCGAGGUGGAAGUCCUCAAGGCCCUCAAGUCUCUAUUCGAGCACCACAAAGCCCUGGACGAGAAGGUAAGGGAGAGACUGCGGAUCGCCCUGGAACGGUGCAGCGCACUGGAAGAGCAGCUCACGUCUUCUCAGAAAGAGCUGGUUUAUCUGAGGGAGCAGAACAUCUCUAAGAAGCUGUUGGUUGAUGGAGCGGUAGAAAUCAACCAUGAUGGGGAGAAUACUCCGAGCACCAAUGGCAAGCGGUCCUCGGACGGGUCUCUGAGCCACGAGGAGGACGUGGCCAAAGCCCUGGAGCUGCAGGAGGUGAUUGACAGGCAGAGCCGGGACCUGUGUCAAAUGAAGGAGAGGCUGGCCACACUCUCGGGCCGGGUAGCCGAGCUGGAGGAGGACCUGGACACUGCCCGCAAAGACCUCAUAAAGUCCGAGGACAUGAACACCCGGUUGCAGAGGGACAUCCGUGAGUCCAUGGCCCAGAAGGAAGACAUGGAGGAGAGGAUCACCACGCUGGAGAAACGCUACCUCGCCGCACAGCGCGAAGCCACGUCCGUGCACGAUCUCAACGACAAGCUCGAGACCGAAAUCGCCAACAAGGAGUCCAUGUACAGGCAGACUGAAGAUAAGAACAGGCAGCUACAGGAGAGGCUGGAGCUGGCUGAGCAGAAGCUGCAGCAGACCAUGAGGAAGGCGGAGACCCUGCCCGAGGUGGAGGCCGAGCUGGCCCAGCGGGUGGCGGCGCUCACCAAGGCCGAGGAGAGGCACGGGAACGUGGAGGAGCACCUGAGGCAGCUGGAGGCCCACCUGGAGGAGAAGAACCAGGAGCUGCUGAGGGCGCGGCAGCGGGAGAAGAUGAACGAGGAGCACAACAAGCGGCUGUCGGAGACGGUGGACAAGCUGCUGUCCGAGUCCAACGAGAGGCUGCAGCUCCACCUGAAGGAGAGGAUGUCCGCUUUGGAGGAGAAGAAUUCCCUCAUCCGAGAACUGGAACACACGAAGAAGCUGAUUGAAGAAGCGCACCAUGAGAAGGAGCAGCUCCUCAUCGAGAUGGAGACGGUGCGGGCGGAGAGCGAGCACGGCAGGAACAGGAGCAACUCCCUGCUGCAGCACGGGCGCUCCCCCCUGGGCAGCACCCCGGACUUCCGGUACCCGGUCUCGGCCUCGUCCAUGAUGGAGAACCACACGGACAUCUACAACAGCGCCAUGGUGCUGCGGCGGCCGCAGAAGGGCCGCGUGGCCGCGCUCAGGGACGAGCCCUCCAAGGGACACCAGAAACAUGUACAGACGCUGAACGAGCAGGAGUGGGAGCGCGUGCAGCAGGCCAACGUGCUGGCCAACGUGGCCCACGCCUUCGAGAGCGACGUGGACAUCUCGGACAUUGAGGACGACCGCGAGACCAUCUUCAGCUCGGCGGACCUGCUCUCCCCCGCCGGCCAGGCCGACGCCCAGACGCUCGCCAUGAUGCUGCAGGAACAGCUGGACGCCAUCAACACCGAGAUCAGGAUGAUCCAGGAGGAGAAGGACAGCGCGGCGCAGCGGGCGGAGGAGCUGGAGAGCCGCGUGGGCGGCGGGGACUCCCUGGGGGGGCACUUCCGCUCGCUGGGCUCCCUCCCCCCGCCCUUCGCCGGCUCCUCCCUGGCCGGCUCCUCGCCCCCCGGCUCCGGAACCUCCACGCCCCGGCGGGCGAACCGCAGCCCCAGCCGCGAGGUGGACCGCAUGGGCGUCAUGACCCUGCCUAGUGACUUACGGAAACACCGCAGGAAGUCUGCGCAGGAUGACAAAGCUACAAUAAAGUGUGAGACGUCGCCUCCUUCAACCCCGCGCACCAUGAGACUCAACAAGGGAGCCGUUCACGCCGCCAGCCACGAAGACAUCCGGGAUAUCAGGAGCUCUGCCGGCUUUCAGGACGGCCAGGGCAGCAACCCCAGCAGCAGCAACAGCAGCCAGGACUCGCUCAACAAGGCCGCCAAGAAGAAGGGCAUCAAGUCCUCCAUCGGGCGCCUCUUCGGAAAGAAGGAGAAGGGCCGGCCCGGCCCCCCCGGCAAGGAGUCCCCCAGCCAAGCAGGUACCCCUGAAGCUGAGAACUCUGCCCAGGAUGCCUUAGGACUUGGCAAACUGGGAGGCCAGGGGGAGAAGAACAGGAAACUGCAGAAAAAUCCCAAAAGCGGGCACGAGCUCCUGGACGAGGCGCGGAGGCUGGGCCUGCCCUUCGCUCAGUGGGACGGGCCCACAGUGGUGGUAUGGCUGGAGCUGUGGGUGGGCAUGCCCGCCUGGUACGUGGCGGCCUGCCGGGCCAACGUGAAGAGCGGCGCCAUCAUGUCGGCGCUGUCCGACACGGAGAUCCAGCGGGAGAUCGGCAUCAGCAACCCGCUGCACCGGCUCAAGCUGCGCCUGGCCAUCCAGGAGAUCAUGUCCCUGACCAGCCCCUCGGCCCCGCCCACCUCCCGCACGUCCACGGGCAAUGUGUGGGUCACGCACGAAGAGAUGGAGAGCCUCGCGGCCACGCCUCAGACGGAGGAUGAGGAGGGUAGCUGGGCCCAGACGCUGGCGUACGGCGACAUGAACCACGAGUGGAUCGGCAACGAGUGGCUGCCCAGCCUGGGCCUCCCGCAGUACCGCAGCUACUUCAUGGAGUGCCUGGUGGACGCCCGCAUGCUCGACCACCUGACCAAGAAGGACCUGCGCGGCCAGCUCAAAAUGGUGGACAGCUUCCACAGAAAUAGUUUCCAGUGUGGUGUGAUGUGUCUACGGCGGCUAAACUACGACAGGAAAGAGCUGGAAAGACGGCGAGAACAAUCCCAAAUGGAAAUGCAAGAUGUGUUGGUGUGGAGCAACGAGCGGGUGAUAAACUGGGUGCAGUCCAUCGGACUGAAGGAGUACGCCAACCACCUGCUGGAGAGUGGGGUGCACGGAGCCCUGCUGGCCCUGGACGAGACCUUCGACCACAACGCCCUCGCCCUGCUGCUGCAGGUCCCCACUCAGAACAUUCAGGCACGGGCAACCCUGGAGAGGGAGUAUAACAGCCUCCUGGCCCUCGGCACCGAGAGAAGAAUGGAGGAGGAUGACGACAAGAACUUCAGGAGGGCUCCUUCCUGGCGGAAGAAGUUUCGACCCAAAGACAUGAGAGGGAUGACUCCAGGCUCCACGGAGACGCUUCCCGCCAACUUCAGGGUCACAAACACCAUGUCCUCACCAUCUAUGCAGCCAAAGAAGAUGCAGAUGGACGGAGGGGUGUCUGGUACGCAAAGGCUGGACUCCGCUACAGUCAGGACUUACUCCUGUUAGCCCUCCUCUCGUCUACCCCCACUACUUCUAUAGGUGAUUAUGCACCACACAUCCAGCUGAAGAUAUCAACAUUCACUGAAUCAGGAUGGAAUCUUGGCCAUUUGAGGACACUAAAUAUUUAAUUACAGAGAAUAAUAUCGCUGAUCUCCUCAGUACCGUAGAGAAGAUAUUUUAGAUUAUUGUAUGUUUAUUAUAUUUAUGAACGUAUGGGACAUUUCAUUUAUAUAGACUUAAUAUGUAUCGUUUGCCUGUUAUUUUUCCAUUCUGAAUCUUUGUUUCCUCCUCGCAACUUUUCCUGUGCCCUUAUCAAAUGCAAAACACUAUCAGAUGUAAAUGAAUGUAUUACACAUCUGAAGUUUGUAUAUUUAUCUACGAGCAUUAAUCUUUUUUAUACUGCAGAUCUUGUAUUGACCACAGAUGUCUGUUUUUAAUAAUGGAAUUUAAUCUAAAGUGACUGCUUUAACACAAACUUUAAAAUCUUUUAGAUUUAUACUUCAUUAUAUAGCUUUUGAUUUUUAGAGUUCGGCUUGAAGGUCAAUAGUAAUUUCUGUAUUCCAGCAUACCGGCACAUUUCUUUAAGUGACAUUGUUUAACAUCGCACUUGAGUGUGCUGGAGACAUUGAGGGUCACGGUCGUGAUAGAAAUGGAGCAUACUCACGGGUUACCGUUUCCCCCAAUGUUCAACACAAACCUCUACAUAUCUUUAAAAAAAAAUUGUGAUACCAAAAGGAAACUUUCAGGAAGCCAUAAGCACUACGAAGGCGGAGACUUGUUUCGGGUGAAUUGAUUGGCUGCCAGGUACUCUGACAAUAAACGCUCUGGCGACCGUAGGAGCCAGAGCACUGCAUUUCUCCCCCUUCCUUUGUUGGAAAUGCUUGCGGCUAGCUGCUAACGCCGUGGCUUUGUUAAAGGACCAAUUCCACUGUGGCCUCAUUUCCUAUGGUGAGUCUGAAGACAGCAGCACAAUUCCUUCAAGAACCUUUGAACACAUUGUAUUACGUCUUUUAAUUAAGCCUUAUUUUUAUUGUUUGUUUUAUUUAUUCUGUGUUGUCUGUCAGUAUUUGUAUAGCAGUUGCCAUUUAUUCAUAUCCAUAUUGUGAUUUCUGGUGCAUUUCUGAAUAUGUUGCUCCAUUGAUAUCAAACACAGGUUUCUCAGUAUUUAUAUGGGUUUAUAAUGUUGAGAAACCUAAGACUCAUGUAAGCUUGGAAGUGGUUUUCUUGCGCGUACAAUAGCCCUUAAUUUCUUUGUGAUUUAGAUAUUUUCGUUGUGGAAAUCAGGAUCAUAUCGCUGUCUUUUUGUAACUGUCUUUAGUUUAUCAUUUUAAAUUUCAUGAACUUGUAACAGAAAUUAUGUACAUUUGAACUGUUUAUCACAGUAUUAUUUAUUGCUGACUUUCAAUAAAAUACUGAACUUGUUUUCCACUGCCAAUAAAAA